GAUCCCCACGCCAAGGCACAGCAAAUGUCCAACAGCAGCUCCAUCAGCCACUUCCUCCUGCUGGCAUUGGCAGACACGCGGCAGCUGCAGCUCCUGCACUUCUGCCUCUUGCUGGGCAUCUCCCUGGCUGCCCUCCUGGGCAAUGGCCUCAUCAUCAGCGCCGUAGCCUGUGGCCACCACCUGCACAUGCCCAUGUUCUUCUUCCUACUCAACCUGGCCAUCAGCGACCUGGGCUCCAUCUGCACCACUGUCCCUAAAGCCAUGCACAAUUCCCUCUGGGACACCAGGAACAUCUCCUACUCAGGAUGUGCUGCUCAGCUCUUUUUCUUUCUGUUCUUCAUUGGAGCUGCGUACUAUCUCCUGACCAUCAUGUGCUAUGACCGCUAUGUGUCCAUCUGCAAACCCCUGCACUACGGGACCCUCCUGGGCAGCAGAGCUUGUGCCCACAUGGCAGCAGCUGCCUGGGCCAGUGCCUUUCUCAAUGCUCUCAUUCACACCGCCAGUACAUUUUCCCUGCCCCUGUGCCAUGGCAAUGCCCUGAGGCAGUUCUUUUGUGCAAUCCCACAGAUCCUCAAGCUCUCCUGCUCUAAAUCCUACCUCAGGGAACUUGGGUUUCUUGCUGUUACUGCCUGUUUAUCAUUUGGUUGUUUUGUAUUCAUUGUUUUCUCCUAUGUGCAGAUUUUCAGGGCUGUGCUAAGGAUCCCCUCUGAACAGGGACGGCAUAAAGCCUUUUCCACCUGCCUCCCUCACUUAGCUGUUCUCACCCUGUUCAUUAGCACUAGCAUGUUUGCUCACCUGAGGCCCCCCUCCAUGUCCUCCCCAUCCCUGGAUCUGGCCCUGUCAGUUCUGUACUCGGUUGUGCCUCCAGCCGUGAACCCUCUCAUCUACAGCCUGAGGAACCAGGUGCUCAAGGCUGCAGUGUGGACACUGAUGACUGGAUGCUUUCAGAAACAUUAA
Molecule: messenger RNA, 957 nt
Organism: Melospiza melodia melodia
Lineage: Eukaryota; Metazoa; Chordata; Aves; Passeriformes; Passerellidae
Product: olfactory receptor 14J1-like
Exons: 1
Coding region: 25-957 (310 amino acids)
Biological process (GO): G protein-coupled receptor signaling pathway
Cellular component (GO): membrane
Molecular function (GO): olfactory receptor activity; odorant binding; G protein-coupled receptor activity
Source: RefSeq, a predicted model, not a curated record